AUGAUGCCCUCGCUCGCCAGCGCUCUUUUCGCGAAUCUCGGUCUCGCCUCGCUGGCAAGAGCACACAUGAUGCUCGCGUACCCAGCGCCAUUUAAUGGCUCUAACAACCCGCACCGCACUACGCCACCCGAUGUGUAUCUACAGUAUCCAUACGACUGCUGUGGCGAGAACGAUCGGUGGUCAUAUCCCUGUCGUGGCUACGAGAAGCUCCUAGACACGCCUGAUGGUGCUCCGACAGCGACCUGGAAGGCAGGAACCAUAGCAUACUGGAACAUGACCGGCAUCGGCAAUCACUACGGCGGUUCGUGUCAAGUCGGCUUCUCUGUUGACAAGGGCAAAACGUUCCGCGUCGCCACAAGCUAUGAAGGCAAUUGUCCACACCGCAAUCAGCCCAGCAGCGGAACACAGGGCCAGAACUUCGAGUUCAGAGUUCCGAGCGACCUGGACAUCGGCGUACAGCUCUUCGCGUGGAUCUGGUACAAUCGCGAACAGGAGCUGAACAUGAACUGCGCGGCUGUCAACAUCACACCGGCAGAGCCUCAGACUUAUUCCGCCAAAAUGCCUCGCGCGGUUUCGUAUGGGUCUCGACCACUUAUGUUCGUCGCGGAUGACGGCAAUGACUGCCAAACACCUCAUGCGACUGCAGAGCUCAAAUAUCCUUUUCCUGGGCCGGAUGUGGUCUCUGGCGAUGGCGUCUAUCCGCUGCAGUAUCCAGAGGGCAGCUGCAGUCCUGACAAGAUGCUAGCUAAGCAGAGCUAUGCAGGAGCAGUCAGAAGUGACUGA
Messenger RNA from Pseudocercospora fijiensis CIRAD86, 783 nucleotides. RefSeq lists its product as uncharacterized. The coding region runs from base 1 to 783 and encodes 260 amino acids. Lineage: Eukaryota; Fungi; Ascomycota; Dothideomycetes; Mycosphaerellales; Mycosphaerellaceae. The transcript is spliced from 2 exons. The record is from RefSeq and is a predicted model, not a curated record.